Echinops telfairi (small Madagascar hedgehog) is the source of this 1145-nucleotide messenger RNA. RefSeq names its product ribonuclease P/MRP subunit p40 (gene RPP40). Gene Ontology annotation, molecular function: ribonuclease P activity; ribonuclease MRP activity. Gene Ontology annotation, cellular component: multimeric ribonuclease P complex; ribonuclease MRP complex. Lineage: Eukaryota; Metazoa; Chordata; Mammalia; Afrosoricida; Tenrecidae. Gene Ontology annotation, biological process: endonucleolytic cleavage in ITS1 to separate SSU-rRNA from 5.8S rRNA and LSU-rRNA from tricistronic rRNA transcript (SSU-rRNA, 5.8S rRNA, LSU-rRNA); tRNA 3'-end processing; tRNA 5'-leader removal. The transcript has 8 exons. The record is from RefSeq and is a predicted model, not a curated record. Bases 49 to 1140 code for a protein of 363 amino acids.
GGGCGGGUUGAUCUCUUCUAUGGCCGCCUAUCCUGAAACUGGCAGAGUAUGGCCACGCUGCGCAGGCUGCAGGAGGUACCGCGGCACUUGCUGGUCUGCGAAAAAUCUAACUUCGGCCACGACAAGUCGCGUCACCAGCACCUCGUGGAGACGCAAUAUCACAAUUACAAGGUUUCAUUUCUCAUUCCUGAAUGUGGGAUACUAUCAAAAGAGCUGAAAAGCCUGGUUAUGGAAAAUGGACCAUUUUACUUUGUGAAGAACUUACCUCUUCAUGAACUAAUUUCACAUGAAUUCAUCAACACCUUUGUAAAGAAAGGUGCCUGCUAUGCACUAACAUAUAAUACAAGCAUUGAUGAAGAUAAUACUGUUGCCCUACUACCAAAUGGGAAAUUAAUUUUAUCGCUGGAUAAAGACACUUAUGAAGAAACCGGACUUCAAGGUCGUCCAUCUCAAUAUUCAGGCAGAAAAGUCAUGAAAUUUAUUGUCACCAUUGAUUUGAUGGAUUUAUCCAUUAAUCUGGAUUCCAAGAGGUAUAAAAGAACAUGUUGGUCCUUCAAAGAAAAAAAGCCUUUGAAAUUUGAUUUUCUUUUAGCUUGGUACCCUACAGGUGCAGAUGAAUCAACGAUGAUGUCAUACUUUUCCAAUUACCAAAUUCAGGAGCACCAGCCAAAAAUAAGCCAGAGCCUGCUGACAGACCUGCAGUGCCCAGUGCUGCAGAGCCCCAUGCUCCAGGGGGAGCCCGAGGUGGCAUGCAGUGCCCAGGAACUCUUCGACUGGCUGGGAGCGGUCUUCAACCAUGUGAGCUUAAAUAAUGAGUCUAAUAAUUUCAUAUCAACUUAUUGCUGCCCUCAGCCAAGUACAGUGGUGGCAAAAGCUUAUUUAUGUACAAUCACUGGUUUCCUACUGCCACAGAAAAUUGGUCUCUUACUGGAACAGCUAUGUCACUACUUUGAUGAACCAAAGUUAGCUCCUUGGAUUUCCUUAUGUGUUCAAGGCUUUGCAGACAGUCCUGUUUCGUGGAGAGAAAAUGAACAUGAUUUUCUAAAAGGAGGAGAACAUUUGUACAAUUUUGUGAUUUUUAAUAAUCAGGAUUAUUGGCUUCAGAUGGCUGUUGGGGCAAGGGAUGAUUGUCCACCUUAAAAAAU